Mytilinidion resinicola is the source of this 1671-nucleotide messenger RNA. RefSeq names its product cystathionine gamma-synthase. Gene Ontology annotation, biological process: transsulfuration. Gene Ontology annotation, cellular component: cytoplasm. Gene Ontology annotation, molecular function: pyridoxal phosphate binding; carbon-sulfur lyase activity. Lineage: Eukaryota; Fungi; Ascomycota; Dothideomycetes; Mytilinidiales; Mytilinidiaceae. Bases 114 to 1367 code for a protein of 417 amino acids. The record is from RefSeq and is a predicted model, not a curated record. The transcript is spliced from 3 exons.
GACCCAUUCAUUCAUUCACUCAUUUCAAAACAGUCAAGUAAACUCUAGAAUACAUUUUAAACGUCUCUUAUACCGUGCCGCCAUCUAUAUAGAAAAGGCCAGACAUUACGAGAAUGCCACCAAGCUACCAGCCGGCGACCCUCGCCAUCCACGCCGACGAUGUCUGCAGCAAUACGACAGAUGUGGCACCGCCAAUACAUUUGUCCACCACCUACCGCUACCCCUCUGAUCCCCUUCAACUCAUCCCCUCCCCAGAAGCGGAUGAAGAACUCACACCCGAGGUUCUUGGUACAGAUGCGCCACUAGUGUACUCCCGUCUCGCCGCCCCUAAUGCCAGCCGCCUCGAAACUGCGCUCGCAUCACUCCUCUUUCCUAGCUUUACCGCAACUUCCACCACGAAGCUAUCCACCAAUGUCGUGGUGUACGCUAGUGGCCUUGCGGCGUUUCAUGCCUUAUUGGUGAGCGUGGUUCCCAAGGUCAUUGCCGUCUCAGGCGGAUAUCACGGGUGCCAUGGAGUCAUUUCUCUACAUAAGAAGAUGCAUGGUGUAAAGACGGUUGAUCUGCAUGCCAGCGAAGAGGAAUGGGAUAAAGCUGGCCUAGGGAAAGGAGAUCUGGUUCACCUAGAAACGCCGCUCAAUCCUACCGGUGAGUCAUAUGAAAUUGAGAAGUACGCAAAGCGUGCCCAUGCUCGAGGCGCGUUGUUGAGUGUCGACUCGACGUUUGGCCCGCCGCAGUUGCAAGAUCCGUUCGCCUGGGGCGCCGAUAUAGUCAUGCACUCCGGGACAAAGUAUGUCGGGGGUCACUCCGACAUGCUCUGUGGAAUCCUGGCUGUAAAGCCGGGCGUCGAGGGCGACAAGAGGGCUCUUGAGAUGAGACUAGAGAGGUUGUUCCUUGGAGGCGUCAUGGGCAACCUCGAAGGCUGGCUUGGAAUCCGGAGUCUCAGGACAAUGGAAUUGCGAGUAAAGAGACAGAGCAAGAAUGCGGAUAAUCUAGUCGCCUGGCUCGACGGUUGUAUUAGGGGAUCGAUCACAGGAGAAGAAGCUGAUUUGGUGAAGCACCAUGUGGUGAAAGUCACCCAUUCCAGCCUCCAGAAGGAUAGCUAUUUGGCGCAGCAGAUGCCAAACGGCGGGCCUGCGGUGUUUGCUAUAUGGUUGGCGGACUCAACUGCUGCUAGGUCACUCCCUAGCAAGCUAAAACUAUUCCAUCAUGCCACGAGCCUCGGCGGUGUAGAGUCACUGAUCGAGUGGCGGCGGAUGAGCGACAACACAGUCGAGGAUACGAUGUUACGGGUGAGUAUAGGUAUUGAGGAUUGGAAUGAUCUGCGGUUUGAUUUCAUUGAGGGACUGAAGGCAAUGGACACCAAGUAGGAUAUUCAGAUACUGACGAGUACCUUGGAAGACCUAUACCUCGAUAUUCUAGGUCUUUCUCAGACUUCAUCAACAUAGAUCAUGUUUGGCGUCUUUAUUUCCCUGACUUUCAUCGUAUCCUGCCGAACUUCAAUAGUGUUCUGAACCUGUACAGGACUAUUCCCUGGGAGCCAGUUUUCAUAUUCAAGAGCCGAGGGGUCUUGCGAUAGGCUUUCGUGAUCGGCCUUCCUCAGACUUUUCAUUUUAGCUGCAGGUCCAUGAUCUCGAUAAGAUCGUAGCAUUCUCCAAGCCAGUUUCUCGGCAC